Molecule: messenger RNA, 1591 nt
Organism: Eucalyptus grandis
Lineage: Eukaryota; Viridiplantae; Streptophyta; Magnoliopsida; Myrtales; Myrtaceae
Product: protein LAZY 1
Exons: 5
Coding region: 181-1341 (386 amino acids)
Biological process (GO): gravitropism; regulation of auxin polar transport
Source: RefSeq, a predicted model, not a curated record
UUGAAUUACAACCACCCCAGGAUUUCUUAUCUUCUGCGUGUUUCGUUCCAUCCAUCUCUUUCUUGGAACAUUAGCGGACCGCUAUUAAAUAUUUUAUCGUUUGGAAAAAGUUCAUUGCAAGCACUAUUCUCGCAUCACCGGAGCGAUCGAGAACCGAGAGCCUUUGCUGGACGAUCGAAGAUGAAGUUACUCGGUUGGAUGCACCGCAAGUUACGGCAAAACGGCCACGAGCCGCUCAAGGAUUUUGGCGCCACCGCAGGACAGCCAUGUCCAGAUGAUCAGAAAUUCUCUCAAAGGCGAAGCUGCGGUGCCGAGCACCUCAAGCAGUCGCAGCGCGAAGUCCUCAGAAAGUCCUUUGCCUGCUUGGAAUCGGCCAUUUCGCAGGACGAUGAACACUACAAAGAAGAGCCACUAGCUGCUGAGAUAACUGACCUUUUCCAUGGUUUCCUGGCGAUCGGCACCCUCGGUUCUGAGCCCGCUCUCGGCCAUGAUCCUGCAACUCCGACUUUCUCCUACUCUCUCGAGAACAUAACCGAGAAAGAGACUGAGGUGACCGAGAACGAUCUGAAGCUGAUCAAUGAAGAGCUGGAGAAGGUGCUCGCGGCUGAGGCGAACAAGGAUGAGUGGGGAAACCAGUCAUCCGGGAGGAACAGCCAUGUUAGCACGGGGAGGAGCAGCCACGUGAGCACCAUCACGCUCGGCGGGAAGGUGGAGGCACAAGAGACCAAUUCAAGCAAUGGGAGUGCUGUGUGCCCGCUUCAGGGCUAUUUGUUCGGCUCGGCGGUAGAAGUGCUGGAAGCACCUAAAGUGGAUAAGAAGGAGCACAGGACGUCGCUUGGGGAGCUGUUCCAGAAGACCAAGAUGACCGAGGAGGAGUUCGGCUAUGGCAAAAAGGAUUGGGACAGUUCAAUGGUGCAUUUCGUGAAGAAGAAGCUGAAAAAGAAGGCCCUGCAAGCUAAUCCUGCAGCCCGGAGCUCCUCUUUUGAUGCAGGGACGAGUUCCGAUUCUGGUUCGGCUGAGACUAAGCUACACAAGAUCCUGCAUAUGUUCCACAAGAAAGUCCACCCUGAAAACUCAUCCGCGGCAAAGAAGUCCUACGAGCAGCAGAAGAUCGAAGUCAAGAAGAAAGCGACGAGGGGCCACGGGCACAACGUCGGGAACCAGGUCCUUCCUGAAGAAGACAUCGUGAUAGUCCCCGAGAAGAUCCUCCUGAAGGAGAAGAUCCGGCGCCUCAGGAGCCAGUCCAAUCGCGCCCGGAUUCUGGUCACCGGGGACGAAUCCAACGGGAACAGGGAGUGCUGGAUCAAGACCGAUGCGGACUAUCUGGUGCUGGAGCUCUGAGAAGCGGAUGACAGAAGCCGUCGGACGACCGGAGCGCGAAGACGUCGACGGCGACGACGGCGCGGCGACUUGUGUUCCGAGCUUGUAGCGGUCCUUUUUAUGCACUUAUUAUUUGUUAUGUUGCUGGUAGUGUGCGAGUGAUAUACGAAGAGCCUUUGAGUGGGGAACUGUCGAGAAUAAGAAAAGAGGGGGGACCCUCCCUCCCCUCUUGAGACCUGCUUCUUAAAUAUAGCAUGCGAAUGGUUGGUGA